Molecule: messenger RNA, 1404 nt
Organism: Megalops cyprinoides (Indo-Pacific tarpon)
Lineage: Eukaryota; Metazoa; Chordata; Actinopteri; Elopiformes; Megalopidae
Gene: znrd2
Product: zinc ribbon domain containing 2
Exons: 4
Coding region: 39-758 (239 amino acids)
Source: RefSeq, a predicted model, not a curated record
GUUGAAAACGUGGUUUCCGCUCAGGGUAACGGCGUGAGAUGCAGCCGGGUAGCGGAGACAUGGCUCUUAACGCAGAGGACGAUGACUUCGAGUGGGAGCCCCCCUCGGAGGCGGAGAUGAAGGUGAUCCAGGCCCGGCGGGAGCGACAGGACAAGAUCAGCAAGCUGAUGGGAGACUAUCUGCUGAAGGGCUACAAGAUGUUGGGGGAGUGCUGCGAACAGUGCGGGACAAUUCUCCUGCAGGACAAACAGAGGAAGAAUCACUGUGUGGCGUGCCAGGAGCUGGACUCUGAUGUGGACAAGGACAACCCAGCACUGAACCCCCAGGCUGCCCUUUCGCAGGUGAGGGAGCGACAGCUGGCCUCUCAGCCCCUCCCCCAGGUGAACGGAGCCCCUCCCAGUGACUCCUCCCCCUCUGUUCCCGGCCUGCCACGCCCGGAGCACUGCGAGGGCGCGGCCUCAGGGCUGAGAGGCCCACAGCCCGCCCAGCCCAGCCUGGCCUCCUCCCUCCCCGGCCCCGCCGCACCCCUCCCAGCCCCCGCCUCCUCCGUCCACCCGGGCCAAUCGGCAGUGCCCCUGCCUGGCCACGCCCACCACCCCGCCAUGUUCUGCGCGCAGGAGGCGGUGCUGCAGAAGAUGCGCUGGGCCACGCAGGAGCUGCAGCGGGCGUCCUCGGUGGAGGCCAGCAUCCAGCUGUGCAGCCUGAUCCGCAGCUGCGCAGACUCCCUGCGCAGCCUGAAGGAGCUGCAGCUCUGCUGAGACUGACGCAGCCGUGCGGCCGGGGGGGGUCCUCUCCGCAGGGCCGGGACGGCCGGGGGGGGUCCUCUCCGCAGGGCCGGGACGGCCGGGGGGCUCAUACUGCUAAAGGUUAUUUUAAUAAAAAGGAGUGCUGUCUGUUUUCAUUUGUGCCAGAUGGUUUCGCUAGCUGGGUCUGGUAGACGGAUUCACUGCUGUUUGGAUGCUGCAUGCUCCUCACUCUCUCUCUCCGUGUUCGGUCGGGUGUUCUGACAGAGGGAGGCAGUAUCUGUGAGUUAGGGAGAGCGGUGAGCUAAUUCCCAUCAUUCUCAGCAUGUUUCCCCUCCUGAGGGAGGACUCACCGUGACGCACUCCUCUGUUUCUGUAUUACCAGUUUAAAGUUGCUGGAAUGAAGGGGGGUUGAGGUUUGAGUCACAGUUCAGUUCCCAACAGUACAGAUUUCAUUUUCCCAAGAGUAAGUGAUGUGAACAAACAAGUUAUUUUGAUUUACUUUAAAAUGGCGGCUAUCCAUAUGAUUUCAGACCUGUAUUCACCUGGAAAAUGAGCCACUCAAAGUGUGUACCUUCACUGUCAGAACCUGCCUGAAGGAAACUGGAGUGAAACCAGCUGAUGAUGUGUAUAUAUAAUGCCACUGAUCAUUAAACCUGAU